Dendroctonus ponderosae (mountain pine beetle) is the source of this 982-nucleotide messenger RNA. RefSeq names its product histone H3.3A. Gene Ontology annotation, cellular component: nucleosome. Lineage: Eukaryota; Metazoa; Arthropoda; Insecta; Coleoptera; Curculionidae. The coding region runs from base 268 to 678 and encodes 136 amino acids. Gene Ontology annotation, molecular function: protein heterodimerization activity; structural constituent of chromatin; DNA binding. The transcript has 3 exons. The record is from RefSeq and is a predicted model, not a curated record.
CACAAGAUGUUUGACGCUGAAAUGAAUUACAAAAAGAUAGAAGAAUAGGAAAACAACUAAUAAUAUGACAAAUAUAAUGAAUUUAGUAAUUUUUUUUUCAAAUUUGGCGCCAUUAUCCCCACCUCGUUUAGUCUCACUAUGCCGCCAAUAAACUGCCGUUGCUAGGCGUCACUUUGUUUUCCGAUCAAUUCCAGGUACGCCGUGUUCUUGUGCGUAGUGUAAUAUUGCUGAGAGUCGAUUUUAUAAAAAAUACGCGUACUAUAAACAAUGGCUCGUACCAAGCAAACUGCCCGUAAAUCAACGGGAGGAAAAGCUCCCCGUAAACAACUGGCCACCAAAGCCGCCAGGAAAUCAGCACCCUCAACAGGAGGAGUGAAGAAGCCCCAUCGUUACCGUCCUGGUACGGUCGCUCUACGAGAAAUCAGAAGAUACCAAAAAUCCACCGAAUUGCUCAUCCGAAAAUUACCCUUCCAACGAUUGGUGAGAGAAAUUGCACAAGAUUUCAAAACUGAUCUUCGGUUCCAGUCGGCUGCUAUUGGGGCCCUACAGGAAGCCAGCGAAGCUUACUUGGUAGGUUUGUUUGAAGACACCAACUUGUGUGCAAUCCACGCCAAGCGAGUAACCAUUAUGCCGAAAGACAUACAGUUGGCCCGCCGAAUCCGUGGUGAACGAGCUUAAGCUGUUUUCGUAUAAUCAUUACUUUAAUAUUUUCUUAGUUUUACAAGCGGUUUUCAUAGCACACUUACUGCCAGUUGUGUCGUAGUAACAUAGGUGUUUAUGUUCAUUUGGAACAAUGUACCCGUGAAAUCAUGUAAUUUCGGUUUAUUUAUCAGAUGGCUGUUUAAAUUUGGAAAUCAUUCUGGUUGCAGUAAAAUUGAAAUUCGUUUUUUUUUUAGACUUAAAUGUAUAGGUUUUUUCAUUUAGUGUUUAGUCAUUUCGGAUGGUGUUACACAACCUCUAAAUAAAGGAGUUCUCGUAUAAA